Molecule: messenger RNA, 1828 nt
Organism: Medioppia subpectinata
Lineage: Eukaryota; Metazoa; Arthropoda; Arachnida; Sarcoptiformes; Oppiidae
Source: the annotation of a GenBank genome assembly
GGGAGAGAGGGAGAGGGAGAGAGAGGAGUGUUGUAUUUGCAGCAAUGGUAAGCAUAUCGUAGAUGUUGUUUGAGUUGUGAAGUGAGAGUCGAGUCAAUCAAUUGAAUGAAAGGCCGGAAAUUGAGAUCAAACUAAAUAUGAGUCCAUUUGUCGCUCGUUUGCAAACAUUUGGUUAAUUCAGUCAUUCAUACAAUUGAUUGUCACAAACAAUACUUAUGUCCCUUUAAAUUGUCACUAAAACACUCACAUAUCGUAUCGAUUGGUGUAUUAAAUGCCUGUAUUUACUCUAUGUUAACAUUAUUUACAUGACUAACACAAUAUUGUUAUCGGAUUUAAUGAUUGUUACCAUAAUUAAAGUGCUCUAACAUUGUGUCAAAAUAUAUAAUCCGGACAUAAAAUGGAUCCAAACCUAACACCACAUGAAAAGGAGGCGUUGAAUCAAUUUCUGGAAAUUGUGAAUGAGAUCCGUAUUCAACACAACACGAGUAAUAUGUCGACCAAAACGGCGCUCAAGUUUCUGAUGGCCCGCAAGUUUGAUGUGCACCGAUCUCUGGCCUUAUAUGAAGCUCACGAAAUGACCCGAUAUCGGGAGGGUUUGGCCACAUUUGAGCCCAACUCACAGCCCCUUAAGGCUGAGUUGGAAACCGGAAAAUUCACAGUUUUGCCCGUUCACGACAGUAUCGGUGCCGCCAUUGCCAUGUUCUCCGCCGGGAAGCACUUCCCCAGUGAGACAUCACACCAAACCACUCUUAAGGGUGUUGUCUAUCAAAUGGAUGUGGCGUUAGAAGAUGUCGCGACUCAAAGGUCGGGAAUUGUGUUCAUAUAUAAUAUGAUUGGUUCCAAGUAUUCCAACUUCGACUACGAGUUGAGCCAAAAAAUCCUGAGUCUCCUGAAGGGCGCAUAUCCGGCGCGGCUGAAGAAGGUGUUGAUAGUGAUGGCGCCGAUUUGGUUUAGGGCUCCCUUCAAGAUAUUGCGACUCUUUGUGAGGGAAAAACUUCGCGAUCGAGUAUUUAUGGUAAACGUGUCACAACUCGGUAUUCAUAUACCGGCCAAUGCUUUGCCCCGAGAAUUGGGCGGACAGUUGGAAGUGAAUCACAUGACAUGGCUUUCCCGUUGUCUACAGUCUCAGAGCAGUGAUAUCAAUGAGUUGUGUUCUCUCACGUCAUCCAAGUCUUUCUCAUUGAACACAACCGGUGCUCAAUCGGACGGUGCAAUAAUUGGUAACAUUUCCAAGCAUUUUAGUGAACAAACCAAUAAUGGUUUUAGUGAUGAAGACGAGCCCUCGUCAGCCAAUAGUGAAAAGUGUCUCAAUAUUGCCAAUAAUGUGGACAAAAACGGUUCAAUACUGUUAUCAACGGAUUCCGCACACAAUAGUAACUCAAUAUCAAAGACUGCAAAAUGCAAACCCGAUGUCAUAUCAGUGCCAACCCAUAACAUGGGAUCCGAUCAAAAUAAUUCCUAUCAAAACGGAAAGUCAUGCGAAACGGAAACAACACUCGACGACGAAGAAGAAGAGGACCAAAACGCAGGGAUGAGUGUCGAAGAGUUUAUACAACACUUGAAAGACACUGGAAGGAGAGGACUGCAUGACGAGUACAGUGCCAUUAAGGCUCGCGGACCCGACGGCACGUUUGAAGUGUCGCGACUGCGAGUGAAUCAAUGCAAGAACAGGUAUACAGACGUGCCGUGUUAUGACCGGACACGAGUCAAACUCUCGCUCAUCGAUGGCGAUCCCAAUACAGACUAUCUUAACGGCAAUUAUGUUAACGGAUAUAAACAGAAGAAUGCAUUCAUUUCAACACAAGGUAUUGCACAUUGUUUUUACUAA